This is a messenger RNA of Syngnathus acus (greater pipefish), 10333 nucleotides long. It is a transcript of the gene znf638, whose product is annotated as zinc finger protein 638. The record is from RefSeq and is a predicted model, not a curated record. The transcript has 31 exons. Gene Ontology annotation, cellular component: nucleus; precatalytic spliceosome. NCBI's taxonomy places the organism in Eukaryota, Metazoa, Chordata, Actinopteri, Syngnathiformes, Syngnathidae. Gene Ontology annotation, molecular function: zinc ion binding; histone H4K20 methyltransferase activity; RNA binding. The coding region runs from base 1006 to 10098 and encodes 3030 amino acids.
GGUGAGGCUAACGCUAGUUGCUCCGCCAGCGGCUUGCUAGCAGCAUCGCAGCGAAGAACACGAGCGCUUGCAUGUGCUUCUGUUCAACAAAGGUAAACACAAAAGCAAUUUGUUUGGUAUUUCGUUUUAAUACCAGCUUUAUUUUGCAUUGUUUGGAUAGUCAUCCAUUUGUGUCGUUGGAAUCUUAAAGGCCUUUGCUUUUGUCAACAAACGGGCACGGUGGCCGUUUAUUUCUUCAUUUGCCCCCCCCCUGAUAAUUCAAAGUAUUGAAAUCGUUUUCUGUCGUUGUUAUCAGAACUGUGAAAGUUUUGUCAUGUUUUCUUUUCGGAUGUAUGAAUGCUAUUCGUCCAUAUCCAUCUGCUGGGCGCAGUUCUCAUCCUCGGCCCGAUAACGCCACACGACCCUAACCAUACUUUGAGGAACUUCAAACACGAUUGUAGCAUAGUAGCUUGAAUUUUCAUCCGUACUUCCGCUUUUUUUUUUCUUUUUUUUUUUGCAUUUAACUCCACUCUUCUACAAAUAUUUUAGUUGUGUAAACAACAGGACCAUUUGGGAUGGUUUUAAGAUGUAUCUCAUGUUAAGGUAGGAUUAAAUGAACAUAUGUGUGCAUUGCCUUGGAAGACAUGUUGAUACAUUGCGUGCUUCCUGUUGGAUAUGUAUUAAAGACAACCCAAUAAAUCAUGUUAGGAUUUGUGUGUGGUUGAUGCUGGUGCUACUUCAUCUGUGUGUAAUUUUAUGCGAGUCACGAGCAGGAAGUGACCACGACAUCGUGACUGUCCGAAAGGAGAAGCAGAACGGGCCGGCUGAGACGAGACGUUCCAACCCGAGGAAGCGUUCCUGUCCAGUGAGCAGCAGUCCAGUUCCCUGCAGUAACCAGAUUUUGUUUGUGUAACUUUUCCAGCUUUGUGUUGACAUCGAAGCAUUGUACUGCUUCUCCUGCUCCAGGCCCCACCAAACAGACCCCUGUUUGGCGGACGAGCCGGGAGCUCGCUCCCGAUUGUCACCAUGUCCCAUCCUCUCUACAACCCCUAUGCCCAAAGGCAGCCAGAGAACGAGCCCCGCAGGGUGUCUUCUCUUGUAGAACUUGGACAGAGUCUCAGCUCUUCCACGGGUCGGCUGCAGCCUUCUGAAAGCCAGCCGGUUUCUUCGCUGAUGGCCAAUUUUCGGCCUCAGCAAAGAGCCAAUACCAAUGAAGACAUCCCGGGUUUGGAUCAAGACGCUCGCAGACAAGAGUUUCGCUCCUCGGGUACGGCAGCAAGCUCGGCCCAAAACCUUAGCAGGUCGUUUGACGGCAGCGGCGGCUCUCUCGAUCGCUUGUCGAAUUAUGGCCGAGCUGAUGGCGGCGCCUCCUCCUCCGCUUAUUAUCAGCCGUCAACAUCGGGGGGUCGUUCUUUGUAUAGCGCCUCCGGUAAGGAUGAUCGCAACCUCCGCCCUGUUCCAAGGCGAGAUUUCGGCGAGUCAGGCCAAUCUCAAUCUUCCGAAUCCGCUCAACCCAAGUAUACUUCUGAGACGGCCGCCAACAUCCUGGUGCACUUUGGACUUGAAAAGGACGAUUUGGAACAUCUUAUCUCCUACCCCGAAAACCAGAUCACACCUGCCAACCUGCCCUUCAUCUUGCGCCAAAUCCGCAUUCAGAAGACCAAGAAGGCCACUGAAGCCGAUCGACCCAAAGUGUUCUCUGGUCAUGCCCCGGCUCGAGGCGGACCUGCUAGUGGGGACAAUUGGCGAGGUCCAGGACCGGCCAGGAUGGAAAGAGUGAACGCGCCGUCUUCUCUUCUCCAGUCAAGUAAAGUUAUAGACUAUGGACAUACGAGCAAAUACGCCGGCAGGUUGGAGGAGGACGUUGAGUGCAGAGCUCAAAAAGCUGAGGGUGACCAUUUACUGACAAUGGACAAUUUGGACAGAAGAAGAAGCGACCAGGAGCUGGUGCAGCAGAUGACGAGAAGUGCUAACCUGGCACCUUCUCAACGUGGAGAAGACUAUGGACAUACGAGCAAUUACACUGGAAGGUUGGAGGGGGACGUUGAGUGCAGCGCUAAAAAAGGUGACGGUGACAAUUUACGGAGCAUGGACAAUUUGGACAGAAGAGGAGGCGGUCAGGAGCUGGUGCAGCAGACGACAAGAAAUGCUAGCCUAGCACCUUCUCUUCGUGAUCAGAAGGAAAGUCUCAGAUCUUUGUUCAGCUCCAUCCUGAAAUCUAACCCUCCUAAAAGUCAGGAGCUGGUUAAACCGGCGGCGACUGGCGUGCCGUCAACGUUUCGUCCUUUCACUUUGGCGACUGAAGACACAGACGCUCGAGACAUCAAACCUCAAGCGCCGAAAGCCACGGCGUUUGAACAAGUGCGGGAUGAGCCCAAGCCCAUCUUAAAACCGCAACCGCCGGCCACUUUUGUUCGCCGUGCCCACCCCACCAGACCUGACCUCGUGGUGCUCAGCGGCGGUAACCAACCACAAAUGAAAAAAUCUGUCAAGCCCGCAGAGGAUCCGAACAAGUCCACGAAACCGAAGACGCCUGCGACGUCGUCGGAUGUCAAGAAAGUGCAGCCGCAAAAGCAGGCGCCCGCACAGAAGACUCAGCAAGUGAAGAAGCAGCAGGUGGCCAAGACCCAGGUCAAAGCCAAGGCCAAGCCUCAACAGCCGGUCAAAAAGAGGACAUUUUUGCAGACUCCUCCGUUGGGGCAGGUGGUGUGGCAGCAAGGUUACCCAGCGAUCCAGCAGUUUCAAGCCAUCUCCAACGUCUUGAACGUACCCCAAAUGCAGUUGUUCAACCCGGGCGCCAGCGUGGUACCGCCGGUGACCGUCUUCGAGGGUUUGCCGACGGCAGCCAUGACGCUGGACUAUGCGGCGACCACGCCCAGAGUCCUUCCACACACGUGUUCUCUGUGUAACGUACGGUGCACCGUGAUGCAGGACUGGAUCUCUCACCAGAACACCAAUCUCCACCUUGAGAGCUGCAAAGUCCUUCGCAAGCAAUAUCCAAAUUGGCAGGGCGAGGUCUUGCAUGUCCACAAGGAAGAAGAGAAAAACAAGUCGGCGCCCGUCCAAAGUAAGACACCCCGUGAUGGGUCUCGCUCAUCUUCCCGCUCUAGCACGCCCCGGGGCCGGCGCGGCUCGGACGCCCCGAGAGAGAAGAGGACGAGGAGGCGGACCCGAUCCCGCUCUCCUCACAGCUCCAGAUACAAACGCAGGUCCCGCUCUUACUCCACGAGCUCGUCCGACCACCAUCGCUCACGCUCGAGAAGUUAUGAGAGGCGCCAUCCGCACCGAAGCAAAGAGGGGCACUCAUCGUCGACGAGGAGGAGCCAUGAGAGGAGGCCCUCAUCUCGCAGGCGGUCUUCGUCUCGCAGGCGGUCUUCGUCUCGCAGGCGGUCUUCGUCGCAAAAGUGGUCUUCGUCGCAAAAGCGGUCUUCGUCGCAAAAGCGGUCUUCAUCGCGCAGGAGGUCCUCGUCACGUAGCCGCCACGAUAGGCGCCCGUCACCACAGAGAAGCCGUCAGAGACGGUCGCCCCCUAAAAGGAGCCAUGAAGAGAGCACUGCCGCCCGAAAGAGUCAAGAGACCUCAACCAGCGCCGAGACACUUGCAAAGAAGCUUCUGGAAUCAUCAGCCGUCCAGUCUUUGUCGAAGGAGUCUGACGUGGAGACAAUGGUCAAAACUCUGGCCCCCGCCUUGUUGGCCGAAUUGGCCAAAAUGAAGUCGACUCCUUCAACCUCUUCCAAAGGAAGCGCCGCCGCGACAUCGACGGCCGCCGGUUCUUCCUCCUCCUACGUUGCGGCCAACAAAAAGCCAUCAGCGACCAAAACCACUCCUGGCCAGCAGAGAGCUGAUGCUGCAAGACCCAAGUCGGUCAAAGCCUCCGUCCCAACCAUUCUGACGCUUAGAUCAAUCCCCCGUACUCUCGCCUACGAGGAUAUCUUGGCGGCCGCCGAGCAGUGCGGAAAAACUAAAUCGGUCGUCGUGUUUCGCACCAAAGGGGAGGCAGUUGUGUGCUUUGAGAAUAAGGAAGACGCAGACAAGCUGAGGAACACAAGAAACCCCAAAAUAAAAGGAUGGCCAGUCUUCGUUGUGGAAGACAAGGAGAGCGACUCCAAAGUGCAGAAGAACAAUCCUGAAAAAAAUGCACCUGCGCCGUCCAAAGCCUCAAAGACGCAACCAUCCAAAAGUACCUCCGCCGCGCCUGCCGCUCAGGACAAAGCAAAGACUGUCCCAAGCAAGCAGAUUACCAAGGUGGUGAAAAAGGUUCCGGUGCAGGCCAAGAUAACACCCAAGGUCAGCGGUGUAAAAGCUCAAACGAGCGCAGUGAAGCCAUCAGGAGGUGCUGCUGGGAAGAAGUUCGACACGACCACUCCGGUAGCCAAGACGACGCAACCGGGUAAGACGACUAAAGUCCCUCAGCAAGCUAUGGGUAAAAGCAAGCCGCCGUCCAAAGCCGUAAGCCACUCGCAACCUCCACCCGAGCCCAUGGAAGUGGCCCCGGGUGUAGCGACUGAGGAGCGCAACCAGCAGACCAUCGGGGCUCAAGCAGAACCCGCAGGAGGGCCGGCGCGUGCCCAAGGCGACUCACCUGACGCUGAAAGAGCUGCCGCGCAAGCCAAGACAAUUACCGAUGCAGCACCGGCGGAGGAGCCCGUGUCCCAACCUGUCUUUGUAAAAUCAGAGGCCGACGGGGGUUCCUCACUCAAGGGUGACGAAGCAGUCAAGGAAGAAGCUGCACCCCCACGUGACUCUGACACAGCAGCGAAGAAAGAUCCGCCGACCUCGGGGGCGAAAGACCAUGUGGCACAUCCGUGUGGUUCAGACCCAACGGUUAAAAAUGAGCCCCAACCCGGCUCCAACCCAACACUGAAGAAGGAUCCGGCGACCUCGGGUGAAUCCAAUCAAUUAGCACAGGAGAAUCUGGAGACCUCUUGCGAGACGGGCACAGCUGCAAAGAACGGCUCGGCGGCCUCAUCUGACGCAGCAGCGAAGACGGGCGUCGCGCUCCCGCAUGACUCGGCCGAGAGGGUGAAGGAGGAAGCACCCUCUCAUAGCCCAGAUGCAUCAGCAACGAAGGACGCAGCGAAGAAGUCUACAGCGCCCCCGUGUGGCUCCAAAGCAUCAUCAAAGAAGAAUGCGGCACCUCCAGUCGUUUUUAAAACCAGCAGACUCUAUACCGUCGGAGAGAAAAUGAAAGAACAUCUGGUUCCCGAAAAUCUCCAUAUCAGAACCACAUGCUGGAAACAAGAAGGUUCUCAGAUGUUGAUCACCAACCUGCCCGCUGAUGAACACACCUACUGCGAGCAGGAUGUCAUUGACGUGUUCAAGCCGUUUGGAAUGGCGAACUCUGAUGACAACAUCUAUGUCAUUCCUCAAUUAGAAAUAGCAUUUAUUCAACUGAAGGACUACGCAUGUGUGUUAUCUGCCAUAAGAGCCAGCGAAAACGGAAAAUUGGCUCUCAAGGGCCACAAGGAGAAGUUGAACGCGCAAGUGGUGGAUAUCCCCAUGUGGCCGGGCGGCUUCUAUCAGUCAGUGAUGAUGCUGUUGAAUUACAAGGUGACCAAGCACGGCCCGAAAACGGUCUACAUCAAAAACAUUGAGCCGAGCGAGGUCCCCAUCCUGCGGGAAGUUUUGAGGCGUAUUUGCGGAAUCGUAAACUUCAUGCCGCUCAUGAACAAGGUCUUUGUAGAAUUUGGGUCUAUUCAUCAUGUCGAUCGCUUUGGUGUUUGGUACUCGCUCCACGCUCAGUGUCCGACCUAUCAGAUCUACAGGUUGGGGCUGCCUAAUGUUGACAAAUAUUCGCCAAAACCAAGAAGCCCUGAGCUAGCCAUGCCGGAUAGCAAUGCGGCGUUUGCCGAGGCUACUCUUAUCGACUUUAUGUCCGACUUUCCGUUUCGCACCGCUUCCCCAUUUUACCUGACCUUGAGGAGAAAGCCCUACCUGUUUUCCACCAUUUCCCCUUGGUUCAUCAUUCCAGCCUUCCUGACGGUCAAAAGAAAAGCCGACAUUAUCAAUGCCGAGUUUGGCGGCGCGGCAAUGGUGAAAACCGUCAUGUUGACCGGCUUGCCUCAAGGAUGUUACACACACGAGGAUGUGGCGAAGCUGGCCUGGCCGUUUCUUGCCAAGAAGGACCUGCGGGCACUUUACUACAAUGUGAUCGUGCUGCCGGCCCAGCGGAGGGCCUUUGUGCAAUUCAACGACUGGAACUCGUGUUGCAACUUUGUCCUCACUCACUUACCAAGCCCGCUUCGGGUGGGCCGCUACAUUCUAGGGGUGCACUUAGUCCUGAAGUCCCUUUACGCGGAACGCAGCAAGGAAGCCGACAUGUACGUGGCGCUGAUGCGGCUCAGCAACUCGUACGUCGGAGAAGAUUUGAAGACGCUGUCCGAGCGACUGCUUUGCGUGGAGAUCUCGGAGGCCCGAAAACACACCUAUUACAUGGUUUUGGACGAGGUCUCGUCUCACGCCAAAAUUGUCAACUUCCUCCCUCUGGCCAACCGGAUAUGCAUUGAGAUGGAAGACGCCGCGGGGGUUGCCUGCGUGGUAGAGAAAUGCAAAGAUUUGAAAAUUAACGAGAUAGCUUGGAAGCCAGUUCAAAGCUUUUGCAGCGCUAAGAGGCUGGAAGAGUGCCUUCAGGAUCCAAGGCAGAUUACAUUGAACCGUAAGAUCUACGCGGUGUCAGCCUCCCUGUCCGCUACUCCAUGGACCGCCCCGAGCGCUAUCCCAUUGCCCGCCCCGCCCACAUCAUCGGCCGCCCAGACCAACACCCCAUCGGAUGCUCCGCCUUCUUCAUCGGCCGCCCAGACCGCCACCUCAUCGGAUGCCCCGCUUUCAUCAUUGGCUGCUCAGACCGAGACCUCAUCAGAUUCCCCGCCCACAUCGUCGGACUUCCCGACCGCCCCAUCGGCAGUCGUUGUUAGUAAUCCCGGAAAACCUGUCGAGAUCCUCGUUUCAGCACCAUGCGCUGAUGACACGGCAGCUAAAAAUGACUCUGACAAAGUGGAACGCUCGAUGGCUGAAAAGACCAUAGCUGUUCCGGAGGUUCAGGACAAUAAAGAGGAUGCGACGCUGCCAGCUUCCACUGGUGGUGCCAAUGACGUCCCAGAUGUUCCAGAUGCUAACAAUACAUCAGCCGCCGUAGAUCAGGACAAAGAGGAAAGCCUUGUGAAAAGUGACGAUGCCCUGGGCGAUUCUGAAAAAGACGUUUCUUCAAACGCAGUUCCUUUUGACCAGCCACCCUUCAAUAUAGACGAGUUUGUCACAGUCGAUGAAGUGGGCGACCAGGAGGACAGCGCCGGCGAGGCUCCCUCGGCGCUCAAGAGAUCUUCUUCCCAAGCAGAGCUGCCGCCUGCUUCCAAACGGACCAAAGCGAGCACCUCAAAAGAGUCAAAGGUCUCCUCGUCCACCCCGUCUCCCUCCUCCAGGGCCACCAGAAGCUCAACAAGAAUGGGCCUCUCUUCUGGGUUCACGCCUUUGCCCGUUUCAAUGUCAGCCAAAAAAAGGCAAAGAAAACAACCAAAGGCUUCACAACAUCAGACAAUCCUGUUGUCCACCACUGACUGCAAAGAUGAGAGUCUGGAAACAAUGGCCAGCGAGGAAAGUUAUCAAGUGUUGGAUAGUGUCGGCGAUGACCAGAAACCUCUCUCGGUGGAAGUCGGCCACGUGGAGCUCUCCGAAACCGGCGCUACUGAGCUCCAAGCUUCUCCGGAGCAAGACAACAUCGGUCAGGUUGACGGAGUUGAGGAAGAGCAGGCGCCGCCAGUUCAUACAUCUCAAGUUGAAGAGCAGGAAAACAGAGGAGGAGAAAAUGAGGUGACAGAUGUGAAGGAGGACGGCGUAGGUGAAGAGCUGACGGCACAAUCCUCGCAAACAAACAAGGAUGCUGCUGAGGAGCCCACCUUAGCCGAGCUCGACCGACAAGUUGCUGAGACCUCCACCGGCCCGCUGAGCAAAGAAGACUCCGUGGCCUCUGGACAAGAAGAAGGCGAGGAGGAAGCAGAAGCAUACCAGGUGAUUGACUCUGUCGAAGAGCCGCCAAAUUCCGCUGAGGAUGAGCACAGCGUCCCCGAAGCGUGCGAGAGUCGUGCCGCUUCAAGCAGAACACUCAAGAGUAAAGCGCGCACGUCUCUAAAGAACCAAGAGUCCACCGCCACGCCCAAAACUUCAGAUUUUUCCAAGUACCUCGUGGUCGAUUCUGUACAAGUUGAACAAACGGUUGGUAGGAGGCGGAGCACCAGAGGAAAAGCACAAGAGCAAAGCGCCAAAAUAUCUGCGAAAGACGAGGAGCCCACUUUCCACGUGAUAGACUCCGUGGACGAUGAAUCGAGCACAACCCCGAGAGGCACCAGAGGCAAAAGAGGAAGGCCGCCCAAGAGAGACGCACCGAGCGAGGAUAGAGCUCAAGAAGAAAAGCCCGCCACGAGGAGGACUUACCCUUUGAGAACGUCACAGGAAGGGCCCCAGGCCAAAACCAAAAUUGAGGCCAUCAUUAAAGAGGAGCCCAGCUGUCAAGUCCUGGACAAGGUGAAGAUUCCUCCAGCUCCAAGAGGCAGAGGAAGAAAAGGAAGACCCAAGAAAGUGGUCAAAACGGAGGAAAACGACGACGAUGAUGAUGAUGAAGAAGCGACGACUUUCCAGGUCGUGGACUCUGUGGACGAUGAGACGGGCCAGGAAAUGGCGUCCUCUGAGAACGCGCCACACAGUCCGAAACAGGAAGACGUGACCGAUGGGACGUCUCUGGUGAAGCUAGAGGAUGAAGAGGAACCAACGUAUCAGGUGGUUGAUUCUUUAGAGGAAGAUCCGGCCGAAGAAGAGGCGAGUGUCUCAGACGUUUGUGCUCCAAUGACGACGGAAGGAGGACAAACUGAAUUGAGAGAUGAAACGACGGAAGGCGAGAACAACCAAGAGGCUGACGUCAAAGGAGAAGAUGCACCUUCCCAAAUGAAGACCAGGUCGCAACAACGCUCUUCUCAGAGCCCGCCGCUUGCUACCAAAGACGACACGCCGAGCACGCUCGCGCUGGACCAAGUGAGCGACGAAGAGGAGGACUUCCCCGACGACGGCACCAAGAAGCCAACGGAGCGAGCCGAGAAAGAACAGAAGAAGAGCGACUGGGGCCUGGAACGCGACGGCCCCAGCAAAUGGCGGUCCAGGAGACGCGAGGAUGAGGACGAGCUGCUCACGCUGGACCAAGUGGAGGUGGAGGAGGGCGGCGAGCAGCUGGCGCCGGAAAGCGAUGUCUCUGAGGGCGAGCUAGCUCUGGUUACUCUGGACGAGCUUGUGGAAGAGCAGGAAGAGGCAAAAGGGCCACGCCCAUCCAGCGAGGGAGAACAAUCGGAGGGCUGUCUCAACCCCGAGACUCUUCUGACUUUGGACGAGACCGGUGGAGAGGAGGACGAGGAUGAGAAAAGUGAAGCUGCGGGGACCUCGCAGUCUACUAAACGCAAACGUAGCGACGAUGCGGAAGAGGACAACAUAAACUUGGUGACGCUGGACCAGGUGGGAGACGUUGAAGAGGACGUCUUGAGAAGCACGAUUGAAAAGCGACACCGAUCAGCUUCUGCCACAAUCUCAACUGGAGCAGACCAAGACGAGAUGGAAGCAGCGGCCUCUGGCGACGCUCCCUGGCCUCCGAGCGACCACCAUGAGGAGGAGAAGGAGGAGAGGGAAAAAGUGGUGGAGAAGGCGGAGAACAAGGGAAAAGAGGAAGAGGAGGGGGAGGAAGUGGAGGAAAACACAGAAAAGGAGAAGGAUAACGCAGAGGCAAAUGAAGAGGAAGCGCCAUCUGCUGGGCAGUCUCUGCAAGGUUCACUGCAGAAAUUGAGUAAAGGCAAACGCGCAGCUGAGCUGACCACAACCUCAGCGAAACGAUCGCGUUCUGAGUCUCCGUGCAGCACUCCUGCUUAUGUUCUACCAGCGUUCAGACCAAAGAACCCUCUCGGCAUGGAGUUCGUCUUGCCAAAAUCUGGUUAUUUCUGCAAACUCUGCUCAGUAUUUUACCUGAAAGAGAGCACGGCCAAGGAGGUGCACUGCAGCAGCAGGAAGCACUACGACAACCUAAAGAAAUACUACCGCAAGUGUGAGCAGAAUUCACGAUCAUCCACUCAAGGCUCCAUCUCUGACUGAGCUCCUUUCCAAUGACCAAUGCGUUUUAAUUUUUGUCUUAACUGUUAAGUUUUCCAUUGUCCAAUCAAAUUUCAGAGUUCCAUCUUGAUAUACGUUUUUAGGCCUUUUGGUUUGUUUGUGUGCUGCAAAAGGGAGGCAGCAAAAGUUGUCCAUCUUGACGAGUUUGUGUUUUUGUGUAUUCAUUAAACAAAAAGUUAAACAUGUAAAACGGUUAUUAAAGGUUCACAGUAAAAUA